AAGUUUAUGGGGAAAGGUAUAAAUCACUUUUAGUUAUCAUUUUUGGUAUGUUCUUUAUCUUUUUUUAGUUUGAAAACAUUCUGCCAAAUGAAAAGACCUGAAAAAUAUUUACAAAUUUAAGGUGGAAAAUUGACUUAAGAGAAUUGACUUCAGAGAAUUGACUUCAAUUUCCUAUACUGUUUUUUUAAUGUGGGCUCAUCUUUCCUGUCAGUAUUGCCUAAUACGGUAUGUUAAUGAAGUCUAUUAACCAUGAUGCUCAUGAUGCGUAUCCCUAAAAUAACUGAGUAUGUACAGUCGUGGACUGUAAAUAUCAUUCCAAAUUUUAGAGGCUGCAUUGCAUUUAAUAAGAAGGAAACGUGUCAUGAGCGUUUAACUGAGUAAUAAGCGAGUAUUACCUAAACAUUCUAAAAAAAAAGUUUGAAAACUAUGUGACAAAGACUAUUCCGACAUAGAUUCUACCUUAACAUUUUUUAAUUCAAGAUUGAAUUAAACUUCCGAAAAACAAAGAAUCGUGCACAUGUUCAUACAAUUAAUAAAGUUUUCUUUUAUUCUAAUUUUAUAUGUUACUUGGUUAAAAUACUCAGAUCAAUCAUAUAUCUGUUUAUCGGAUAGUUGAAGUUUGUACAAAAAGGACUAAUUUUCCCGAAAAACUAAUUCAGUGCUUCUAUUACAUACCCGCUUAUCAGGUUUCGUGACUUUUUUUUCUGAUAGCCCAUAAUUAUAAGGAUGUUUCCAUCAAUAAGAUAAAUUACCGUAUGUUACGCUUCUUAUGCAUCUAUAAAUAAUAAUUAUUAUAUUAAUUAAUUGUUGUUGAAGUUAAUAAAGGUAUUGAAGUGACAUGUAAGAGGUACAUAUACUAGACUGUCAGAAAUAAUGAAACAGAAAGUAGACAUAAUCUGACAUUAGGAAUUCCUCUUCUUUAAGUUUCAUAUUAAUUGUGAAUGAUCAGGAUGGUGUUAACAUGUAUUAGAUGGUACAUGUAAAAAUUUUUCAGAAAAUGUAGUCUUUACUACAGACUUACACACUAUCACAGGCACGUAAAUCUUUAAGAUACAAACUGGAUCAUCUGAUCGACAAAAGUUGUAGAGACAAUGGAACCUUUGAGCAUAAUUCUACUAUGUGUUUUUAUUCCGGUUAUAGUCCUUCUGAUUUUAUGUCUCCUUUGCCUUUCCUUGUAUUGGAAAAAGAAGUGGAAAUCAAGAAAUAUAUCAACUGAUUUAGAGGCACAUACAUGUACAGAGAUAGUGAGCAAGAAUAUAUCCAAAGAGUGUGGGAAAGACACGUUUCGGUUUGAAGACGAAAGAAAAAGCAAAGUCAAUGAUGAAGAGGCGCAGAUUCCACUUAUGGCUUUGGGUGAGAGUGACAGUUCUCAACAUCUGAAUACUAACCAGGAAAAUGUCAUUGAUACAACUGCGUCUAAAAAAUUCGAAGAGCCAAGAACAAAGAGUUACGUUCACACAAAGGAAAUAAGCUUGCAGACUGUGUGUCCUGAAUCCAUUGACAAAUAUACGCAGACUAUAUAUACUGUGGAGAACGAAGGGACACAAACCGAUGAGGCAGAACCAUUAAAUGUGAUGGAGUUUGAUCCUCCAAAGGGAAAUAAAAAUCUUGGGAACACCUGCUUUUUCAACUCAGCGUUACAGGCGCUGUACUUUACCAAAUCUUUUAAAGAUGCUCUAACCACCUUAAAGAAAUCAUCAUCAACCAGUGAUAGUAUGAAAUUGACGAAAAGGAUGUUCGAUUUACUUGAGAAAAAGAAUGUUAACCACACUCAGGAAUUAAGAGGUGUUUUAAAUGCAGUAAGAAGCAUAAAUAAUCAAUUUGGUCGUGGAACACAGGAAGAUAGUUAUGAAUUACUAAAUACAUUACUUGACGGAAUAUUUAAUGAACUUCGUACAGCUAGUGAGAAAGGAACAUUGCAGUCAAAAGAUCUUGAUUCUGAUAAUAAGGGAGUAGGCGUGAAAAAUCUUUUCACUGGGUUAUUCAUUGUGAUCUACGUUUAUGAUUCAUGUAGUGAUGUCGAGGUUGAUUUUGAAGAAUUUACAUCUUUAAGCAUUCCAAUCGUAGAACAGGUGGAACAUGAUUUUGAUAAAUCACCACAUCAUGGUUUACAAACCAUUUCUACAGAGGAACCAUGUAAAGGCAUUGACAAGGGUUUGGCAGUCUUAACACAAAUAGAAGAAUAUGAGGAAAGUGAUUUACCAUGUAGAGUGUGCACUAUAGAGGGAUCUGGAAAAUCUUAUAGACGACUAUUGGUGUUUCAACCUCCUCCUGUACUUGUGAUACACAUUGACAGAUUCACAAUGAAUGAUUCCAAUCGCCUUACAAAAAAUACUAAAUGUGUCCAGUAUCCUAGAAGGUUCAACAUGGCAAAGUUCUGUUCAGUUGCAAACAAAGAACUUUCAGCAAAUGGAUUGUUUUACGAACUCUAUGCUGUAGUUGUGCACUCCGGCGCACUUGGCGGUGGCCAUUAUUAUGCAUAUGUCAACACCACGCGGAGGCAUGACGUCAAAAUAUGGCAAGAGCAUCUCAAUAGAUCGACCGGGGAUGUGGAAAAAUUGAAAAGUACAGUACAAGAAUAUCUGAUGGAAAAGCGUGACCUCCGAGAUAAUUCAAGAUACCUGAAUCCAUACGAAGUGAAAGACAAUUGGUUUUAUGUUAGCGAUAAUAAUGUUCGUUCAACGAAUAUUGGUGAAGUUCUAUGCCAUAAAGAUGCUUAUAUCUUAUUUUACGAGGUGCAAUAACAUACGAGUGUGUGUGUUAAAUGAAAACAGACUUUUUAAAUCAUUGUAUCUAUGACAAAGAAAAGUUUAAUGCAUUAUCAAUUUUCAUUGAUUUUAAUCUAAUCAAUUACAUCUACAUGUAUCCAUACUGUUUGUGUAUUCUAGGGCUAAGGCUUGUUUAUCUUUAAAUCUUUAUUUGAUUCAUCACAAUAUAUUAAAUUAAACGUUUUGAUUUCUUAAUUAAAUACGCAGUGAAGUUUUGAGACUAUUUUUCUUAUUUUGGUAAGAAACAUUUAUAUCCUAAUAUGCGCUUAGAGUUGGCUUUUUGUUUAGACAACGAGCAUAUUUACCUGCGCUUUAAAUCAUCAAAAAUAUGGAAUUCUAAAGUUAUGAUUUAUCAAAUUACAACAUUCACUUUAUUUCCUUUUCUGAAAAGAAAAUAUUUUUUUUGCUUAUUAUAUUAUUAUAUUAAUCAUUUUGUUAUUCUUUUCUUUAUCUGGCUUUUUAAAGUAAAUCCUCAAGU
This is a messenger RNA of Saccostrea cuccullata (small rock oyster), 3246 nucleotides long. Its product is annotated as ubiquitin carboxyl-terminal hydrolase 16-like. Gene Ontology annotation, biological process: protein deubiquitination. The transcript has 21 exons. The coding region runs from base 1092 to 2744 and encodes 550 amino acids. Gene Ontology annotation, molecular function: cysteine-type deubiquitinase activity. Lineage: Eukaryota; Metazoa; Mollusca; Bivalvia; Ostreida; Ostreidae. The record is from RefSeq and is a predicted model, not a curated record.